Homarus americanus (American lobster) is the source of this 1373-nucleotide messenger RNA. RefSeq lists its product as uncharacterized. The record is from RefSeq and is a predicted model, not a curated record. Lineage: Eukaryota; Metazoa; Arthropoda; Malacostraca; Decapoda; Nephropidae. The coding region runs from base 126 to 446 and encodes 106 amino acids. The transcript has 4 exons.
UCGGCAAACAAACAUCUUCGGCCGAAAUAACCUAAAGGCGAAGUGGCCAGUAAUCCCCAAAACAAUUAAGAACCGAGUUGGGCCGCCCUAAAUAAAACUACUCUCACCAAGGAACAGUGAAGGUGAUGGCUGGCUACCUGACCUGCCUGACGUGGGUGUUGCUGCUGGCUCUCUGUUACACGCCCCCUCCUGCUUACUCUGAGAACUUGGGGUUGUCAAGAGGCCAUGGAAACAGACACGUCCGGCAGGCAUUUGAAGAGGCUUCUUAUUUAUCUGGCAUUGGAGUUGAUGCGAGGUUCCCCAGCGCGGGAGCGAUAGUACACAACCCCAACAGUAAUUACCGACCACAAGUGGAGUUUGGUCCCAGACCUAGACCACGGCCCACCUGGUACUACAACCAGUACAACCAACACUACAACCAGUCUUAUUGGUACUAUAGAGGAUAGCCGCUGGUACUACCCCUGCAGCUACCACCACCAUCCUUACUAAUGCUGAGUUGUACCCCACCUCCGACCCGGGUGGGACAGAUCCUGUCUAAACACACAGAAGCUCGUCCUGUGUAUAGUCAACCUUCACUCUCUGAGGGCCAACUUAAACUGAACAUUCAUAACAAUAAUCUACCUUUGUCUUCUUAGGUUAACUUUAAUUAAAAAUCUGAUUGUGGAGAUUAAUUUCACCUUUAAGGAAUAGCUUAAGCUAAACAAACUAUAUGGAGUAUAAUAGCUUUAUUAUGUGGAGCUCUAUAGCUUUACUAUGUUGAGUUGAAUCCUUCCAUUUACUUUUAACAAUCACUGCUGAAUGUUCUUUAAGGUGAGUCUGCCAGGUUCCUUGAAAGUAGCAUAAAUAAAUGUUUAUGGGUUAAAUUAUGACAUCACCGUAAUUAACGCUCUGAGCUGUGAGCGUUAAUAAAAAUAUGAAGCUGAUAUGUAUCUGAGGUUCAGGAGCCUCACGUGUAUCAUGAGCGAGAGAGAGUGUAGGACUGAGGGUAGAGUCAGGCCAGGGGUCUGGUCCUUACUGUUGACAUAGCCAGGUCACAGGGCUAUAGGUCAGAUGCCAAGAGGUCAUCUGUUAGACAAGAAGAUUCAUUACCAUACAUCACUAACUUCAGUAUUAAAGAGAAAAUGGUAGACACUGGCUCAUAGUUUACUCACCGUGGGUGUAGUAAUUAUAUAGUGCACAUUUAUAUAAGUAUUACUGUCUGUUAGACAGGGGAUAAUGUAUAACCUAACUGUCUCAGAACUAACUACCGUCUAUAGUCGUUCAGAUUAAUAAUAAUUGUUAAGUCUCUCUACGCCUCAAGACCUUAAUACAAUUCUAUGAGGUGAUAAUGAAAAGUUUGUCUUAAGUCUUUUGAUAAAGUUUAGUGUUUGUUA